This is a messenger RNA of Seriola aureovittata, 1318 nucleotides long. RefSeq names its product transmembrane protein 50A (gene tmem50a). Gene Ontology annotation, biological process: protein targeting to vacuole; late endosome to vacuole transport via multivesicular body sorting pathway. The transcript is spliced from 7 exons. The record is from RefSeq and is a predicted model, not a curated record. Bases 1 to 582 code for a protein of 193 amino acids. NCBI's taxonomy places the organism in Eukaryota, Metazoa, Chordata, Actinopteri, Carangiformes, Carangidae.
AUGGGUGUGGAUGAACUGCGCAUGUGCAUGACCGAGCUCUUUCGGAAGCAAAGUCGGCUUUAUCCAAGAGGUUCACAUCAAAAACCGAAAAUAAAAGUCAUGUCAGGCUUUCUGGACGGAAUCCGGUGCGGAGACUGCGAGUGCAAUGUGGACUGGGGAGAGAGAAGAAACACCAUUGCAUCUAUCGCUGCUGGAGUGCUGUUCUUCACUGGUUGGUGGAUCAUCAUCGAUGCAGCAGUGAAAUAUCCUGAUCAGGGACAGUUUCAUCAUGCCUAUCACACUUGUGGAGUCAUCGCUACAGUGGCCUUUCUAAUGAUAAAUGCUGUUUCAAAUGGCCAAGUGAGAGGAGACAGCUACAGUGAAGGCUGCAUGGGACAGACAGGCGCACGAGUGUGGCUCUUCAUUGGCUUCAUGCUGGCUUUUGGUUCUCUCAUUGCCUCCAUGUGGAUUCUGUUUGGAGGAUUCGUAGUGCCUCAGAAGCCUGUUGUGUACCCUGGUAUUGCCAUUUUCUUCCAAAACGCAUUCAUUUUCUUUGGGGGUUUGGUCUUCAAGUUUGGACGCACAGAGGAUCUGUGGCAGUAAUGGACUGUGUCUUUAUGUUCACCAUUAUAAAGCUUGCUUUCUAUAUUGUAUGAGACAAUAUGCUUUAGUGGUUAUUCACUUAAUGUAUAAUAACUUUUUUUAGCAUUCAAUUUAACAUGUUUAAUUUAUGUCAUUUGCUUUAUAAUGGCUAAAUCAUAACUAAGCACAAAUUUUAAUAGAGUUCCUGAAAGUUUGAAUAUUUUCAAAUGUGGCACAUCUUUAAAUGUGUCGGUUUGCACUCAGACUGUGUAGCCAUGUACUUAGAAUGGUUUACAAAUUGUGUAUAACAAAAUGUGUAUUUUGGGAGAUGUACUUCCCUGAGCUGUCUACGUUUCUUUGGGUAUACUGACUUCUAUGACAUCAUUUAAUUUGAACUGUUUGACUGGAAAGUACAUAAAUUAUUAUGGUACAAAAUAUAUUGAGAACAACGUCACAAAAUACUGUGCACAUACACAUAUACUGAAUGUAACCAUAUGGGGUUGUUUGUAUUUUUCCUGAAAUAACGCUCUGUCAGCUCUGAAACGUUGCAAUCAUCCAGAUUUAUUGUUGAGGGUUAAUUAGCUCACACUGCUGACCUGAAGUCAACAAAGGUUUCACAACUGUAGGAUGCAGUUUGUGUAUUGGAGAUUUGUAUUUGACUGCUACACUUAUCCAUUUUGCUUAUGUAAUAUCCAGACCAUGAGGUCAUUUUCCGACAGCCAUGGCAGCAUUAAACAUAAACAUACUGAACAAUAAA